Sycon ciliatum is the source of this 2229-nucleotide messenger RNA. RefSeq lists its product as uncharacterized. NCBI's taxonomy places the organism in Eukaryota, Metazoa, Porifera, Calcarea, Leucosolenida, Sycettidae. Gene Ontology annotation, cellular component: trans-Golgi network. The record is from RefSeq and is a predicted model, not a curated record. The coding region runs from base 211 to 1698 and encodes 495 amino acids. The transcript has a single exon.
CAAAUGCAUUCUGGAACGGAUCCAACGAAGGGGAGUCCAAAUGAAUUACGUAGUGUGGAUAGCAUUUGACUGGCGGAAGGACGACGAGUGAGUGGAAUAAAAAGGACGAGUAAUACCCAUUCCUGGCAGAGAUUGUAGUUUGGGAGAGUAAGAGAAGGAGGGUAACGAUCGAGAUCAGUUGCCAGGACGUGGUUGGAGGUAGCCCUUAGAAUGGAGCUGCUCGGACGAAUCAUUUUCCUGGCUUUGGUGGUCGGCUGCAGCGAGGUGCGCGCUGCUUGUACCAAGCUUGACAGUUGUUCUUGCCAAGAUUCGGCAACGGGCGAAGUCCUCAGCCUUGGCCCGCUGGCCAGCGGGGAUAAGACGGCGGCGCUCAAGGCGCCGGGUCCAGACGGACAGUACCUAUUCGAGUACAACCCAUGCUUGCCGUUCACUGCGAAAGCCGGUACACAGUGCGAGAAUGUAGCCAUUUGUCAGGAAGACAUUCACACGGAGGGGCUGUACAGCCUUGGUAACCAGUCCACGGCUGUGUUUGUUGAGAAUCCUGUCAACAGAACAUUGUCAAUCCGAUACAGGGGCACUGACGCAGUAGGAGACCUACCGAGAAUAUCCGAUGUCCAGUUGAUCUGUGACAAGAAUGCUGUGGAACCUACCCUCAAGUUUCUCUACGAAAAUCCUGCCGUCAACUACCAUUUCGAGUUGACGUCGCGGUGCGCCUGUGUGGGCGAGUGCAAACAGAUUCAAGAGGGUUGCACGCCGGAGGGCAGUCGGAACUGUGCAUGCCGCCUGUCCGACGAUGGAGGUUUGAUCAACCUGGCGUCGCUGGAUCAGCCCAGUGCCCCGCUCAUCGUCAAGGCUGGCUCUAACGCGGUCACCAUGAACCUGUGUACGGGCAUCGACGUGGGACCAUCAGCCACACCAUGUCGUGAUGUCACCGUGUGUGUGGAGCGCGCUGGUGCCUACUUUGAUUUCGGCAUUGCGGACAAUUUCAACUACACCACCGAUCAUGGACAAGUCAUGCUAAACUAUGCUAGUCGUGAUGGCACUCGUCGCACUAGCGUCGAGCUGAUCUGUGACCGGGGCCAACGCCACUACCCCAAGAUCACCAUCCAGGGUGAGCCCACGUCGUCCGAGCUGCGGCUGGAGCUGCGCAGCGUGUGCGCAUGUCCCGGUGGGUGCAUGGGACCGCAAGUGACCUGUGAACGUAUUGACGAUUGCACAUGCCGUUUGGAGGAUGGCUCCGGAACUGUGUCGCUACACAACCUCGAUAAUCCCGUAGCUCCGCUUGAGGCAACGUCCUCGGACAAAUGGAACUCGUACAACUAUUACUACAAUCCGUGCACAAAGUUCACCUCUCCGGAGCCAAACGGCAACUGCUCAGGCGUGGCUGCAUGUCAAAUUAUCGAGGCUCUCGGCGAAAACUUCAACCUCGGCUUUCAAAACGGAACAAGCUUCCGAGUGAGCAACGUUGAUACGGAUAUAGUUACUUUACACUACGUAGGUGGUGGAGAUGACCGACAAACCUUCGUUCAGCUCCAGUGUAACGCCACCGCCGCUGUGCCUGUACUUAGCUACAUCGACGAGUCGCCCUAUCGCACAUACCACUUGGCGCUGGAAAGCAAAGACGCCUGCCCACAGCGCGUAGCUGAUCCCCAGCCGGUGGCCAAGGCUGAGCGCAACCGUGCGCGUACUCGUAUAUAACCGUUGUCGAGUGGUAGCGGAGAUGUCCACCGGUAUUACAGAACUACUAAAACUGUUUUUGAUUGAUCAGUCCGCACAUUCAGCUUCCAUGGCCUCUUUGCUUCGGAAUUAUUUCCCCUUUACAAUGCCUUUUAAAAAGCGGCCCAUCUUUGGAUUGAAUAACCCAAGCAUGGAAAUAACUGUAUUGCGGAACGGUAUUUUGGUUUCCUAGACUUCCUUAAAUUUAGACUCGCUCUUUCCUCGUUGUUUUCAAUGCAGCUGUGUUUAGUGUCGAGUAUGACAUGGUAACCGUAGAAACGUGAAAACGUGCAUGCUGCACUUCCCGCCAGAACAGCUCAGCCGUGUCACUAUGCCGAGGUAUUUUGCAUUCUACAGGCACUAACGUGAUUUGAACGGCUGUUGCCCUCCACACAUACAUGUCUCUAUCACUUCAACACUCACAAUAAUUAUCUUCCUCCCUCAUAUCAUGUGCCUGUUCAAGUGUUUUUAUUAAUUGUUGAUCUAAAUAAAUAGAACACCAUAUAGCAUUCA